Molecule: messenger RNA, 3049 nt
Organism: Onthophagus taurus
Lineage: Eukaryota; Metazoa; Arthropoda; Insecta; Coleoptera; Scarabaeidae
Product: cGMP-dependent 3',5'-cyclic phosphodiesterase-like
Biological process (GO): signal transduction
Molecular function (GO): 3',5'-cyclic-nucleotide phosphodiesterase activity; protein binding
Source: RefSeq, a predicted model, not a curated record
AGAAAACUUCACGCUAUAAUUGGCAUUACUAAUUACUAAAGAAAACUUCACGCUAUAAUUAAUGUUUGUAAACAGAACUAACCUUACGUAACAUUCCUUAUGUUUUUUGACGCCAAUAAGCCUAUUUUCGUUUAAGAGCUCUGAAUAGUUCUGAACUAUAUAUAUUGCAUAUUAGACGUAUUUGCGUAAAAAUUCAAAAUUAAUCGAAAGUACAGACCACAUGUAUGAUCAGAAAGGUUCAGAACUGUUCAGAAUUACAAAACACUUAAACUAAAAUAUUGCUAGCUAAGGCCAUCUAUGGACUAAUUUUGCUUUCAUAUUUACACAACUGGGUUAAAUACAAAAAAAAAGCAUUCUUUUCUAUAAAAUUGAUUAGAUUUGAAAAAUAAAUGCUAAUGAACGUAUUGGGAUUUUUUUAAAUAUGUUUUUAUACCCACACAAUCGAAAUGAGGACUUACAAAGAAUUACAUUUUACUUAUAUUACUUACAAUGGUUAUUUAGACGGAAAGAAACAUUCUUUUUAUAAAUACAUAAAUAAAUCAAAGUCAAUUUGACAACACUUAUUUUUUAUACAAAAUUUUAGUGAAUUAUUUAAAAUGCAAUUUUUACCAAGAAUAAAACCAGUAAGACAAUCUUUUAAAGAACCAUACGCUGUACCAGAAAGAUGUAAAGAAAUCCUAGAGAAAAUUCGAAAUGAAAAUAAGCCAGUGCUCCGCUUAGAAAAAACUGAUCCUUCAAAGAUUAUUUAUUUACUUUCAACGUUUUCUCAUCGUACAGCAGCUGGUAUUGAGAAGCAAUUAAAUAAAUACUUUAUGAAAGAACUACCAACAAAAUGUGCUUUUUUAACAACAUUUAUUGAUGAUGAAGCUCAAAUUAGAGCAAUAGGAACGAGAAAAUUAAAAUAUCCUUAUAGAGUUUUUUUAGGUAGUAAUGUAGUUGAGGAAUUGUAUAUAAAAUCUUUGUCGAAUACAAAUGGUCCUUUAGGACCUUUACAUCCGGAACUUCAUAGAUGUUUUGAAGAGUUGCUUAUUCACACUGAAGGUGUAAUUACAUCUAUACCUAUUUUUCCACCAGAAGAUUCAGCAAUAAAAUUCUUUUUAUUCUCCAUAAUAGAUCCGUCUGAUGAUAUAAUGUUUGUAAUGCAAUUCGUUAGCGAAUCAUUCCGUUAUUUUUUACCAACAUUAACACAAACGAUCAUAUAUGAUUUGGAAUUAUUUAAUCGAAUAGUCACUGAAGCGACUUUAAAUUUGAUUGGAACACUUUAUUCAAUUUUCACUGAUCUUAAUGAAGUUGUUAAAGUCGUUUUAAAGCACACUAUUGAAUUAACGCAUUCGAUGGAUGGUUGUUUUUAUUUAAUCGAUCCUGAUGAUGAUUUAAAAGCUCGAAUGUUUAGUACGAUUAACGAUGACAUUCAUAUUGUGUAUUUAAGAGAUUAUGAUGGAAUUGUUGGUCGUUCGGCCAGAACAGGGUUAUCGAUUAUAAUUAAAAGAAAUCAAGAAGACUUACUAGAACACGAUCGUCAUAUAAAAGUAAAAUGUAUGUUUUCAUGCCCGAUUUUUUAUAAAGAUCAAUUAGUUGCUGUUAUUCUUUUAUACAAUAAACGGAGUGGUGAUUACACGUAUCAAGAUUUUCUUGUUUUGAAUAUGUUGGAAGAUACUUGUGGGGCACUCAUAUCAAAAUGUAUUCUAUAUUAUAACGCAAAACAUUUAGAAGAGCAAUGUCAAUUUGGUUAUAGAAUGCUAACACAUUACUUUAAAUUUGAUGAUGCGUCUGUUGAGCAAAUAUUAAGUUGCACUCACAAUAAUUAUAUGGAUAUGGAUUUCUUUGAAUUCGACCCAAGGGAGGUGAUGUUAUGUGAUAUGUGUGGGUUUGUUAUGAAGAUUUUUGAAAAUUUUAAUUUACUUGGUCGUUUUAAAAUCGAUCGCAAGAAAUUUGCCAAAUUUAUUUUACACGUCAAAUUUGCGUUUCAUGAUUUGUCGUUUCAUAAUUGGGAGUUAGCGUUUUGUUCUUUACAUUUUGCUUUCGUGGUUGUUUCGUCAAUGAAUUUAAUUGAAGAAAAAAUUCUUAGUGAAUUUGAUGUUUUUAUUAUGUUUCUUAUUUGUUUAACUAAUAAUUUGGAUUAUCGCGGACCAGUUAAUGCUUUUAAAUUACAACUUGGAGCUGGUUUGGAAAAUUUGUAUACCAGUACAGGAAAUAUUGUGGCAACUCAUAAUUUUUGUCAACUUAUUAAUAUACUGGGAUUAAAUGAAUGUAAUUUUCUUAAUGAUUUUACUGCGAUUAUCUACACAAACACUUUAGAAUUGAUUCAGAAAUAUAUUCUUAAUACCGAUAUUAUAAGGAAUCACAAUUUAGUAACAGAACCGACAACAGGAUAUAACAGCAUUUUCACCUUAAAAAUGGUUCCUCAAAAGAUUAAGUUUCUUUUAAUCGGAUCAAUAAUACAUUUAGCUGCUCAUUCCGAUCAUUUAAGAAAUUUCAAAUCAUCAUUGAAUGCAUUUAGAUUGCUUCAUCAAGAAAUAAGAGAAACUAAAUCUUAUUACUACCUUCCUGGUACUGGAUUACCAAACAUUGAAUACUACACAAUUUGUGAAUUAAAUCAAAACUUUUUGAAAAUCCUUGUGAAACCUUCCCUUUUAAGACUUACAAGCCUUAUUCCUGAUCUUAGUCACUUGUUGGAUAAAUUACAUGAAAUCAGCGUAUGUUGGAGGUAUUCAUGUCAAAUACUUGAAACAUUGGGUGAAGAAGAGGAUUUGUGCCAAUUGGAUGUAUUAAACAUGGAUACCUUCGCAGAUAAAGUUUUAGAAAUCGCAGUUUUCACACACGAACAAACAGAAUUUGAUAAAGAAAACAUUUCUCUAAGUUACGAGGUUGAACUUGAAGAUGAAGAACUAUCAAUUGAUUAUGAUACUGAUACAAGUGAAGAUGAAGACAAACAAUUGAUUGCCGCGCUAGAUAAAGUAUCAACAGAGUCAGUUUUACCAACAGAUGUUUAUUAAAAAUAUGUUUUACAAUUUGUUUAAUUUUAAUACAAAUAAAUGUUCAGAAGGAA